UUGCGAUGCAUGCCGAGGUCGAGCGAGAACUCGAUCGACUGCGGCACGCAAUGCGGGACCUGAACAAGAACGUGCAGAAACUAUCGGGCGUGAACAACGGGCUCGUAGCAUUCAACGAUUCCUUUGGCACAUUUCUCACCGCCAUCAAUCUGCAGAAAACGUGUGUCGAGAUGCCCGUUUCGUCGCCACUGCCCAAACAUGCCACGGUUGCGGUGGCCCCACCUGCAAAUUUCAACCUGUCCGGCGUGCCAGCACCAGCACCAACUACCUUGGUCUCUCUUCCGACAGUAUUGCCUACAUCGAAGAUCCCUGUGCUUAAAAUCGCCAGCGCCUUCCCACCCAAACCAAGUGCCGACCCCCCUCCGCUUCGACCAAAGAAAGCAAAGAAACAACAUGCGCCACCGCCCGCGCCAGUCCCGCCUCCCAGAUCAUAUCACUGGCCCAAAGGCGUUCGAUCUAGAAUUCCACCUAAAUACCAGUCGGCCCCAGAACUUGCCAAACUCGAGCGUGUACUCUUCGUACUGGCCGACUCCCUUCGCGGCAUGUCCAUCGGCGAACUCGUCAAAGCCAGUAACAUCAACGUGAUCCAGGCAAAGGACAUCCUGCAGACCCUGAUGAAGCUCGAGCAGAUCAAAUGCAAACGGGAAAAGCAUGGCUUUCUAUACUGCCGUUCGUAGCGACCUCCGUCGACGCCCUGUCGAAUUCACUCGCUUUCUGUACAACUCCUGUCCUGCAUCGCGUUCGCUUCGUCGAUGGCGGAGGGCUCUUCGCCCCCCGACGCUUCGACGACGCCGUCGUCGUCGUGCUCGAUGUCGUCUUUCACUGAGUGCCGGGCAACGGUCGGUGAGACAGCGGCCUGGUGCCGAAGUUGUUUACGCUGCAACUGCUUGACCACGACGUCGGCAAAGCUUAACGACCGGGCGCUGGCCGGACUGCGCAACAGGUCGUCGUCGGUCGGGGCGUUGAUGAUACUCUGCACGUCAUUCACACAUUCGCUAUGCCUGCGCUGGGGGAUGUCCUGUCGAGUCGUCGGCAACUUGAUUGCCUUUGUCGCCGAGUGUUGACGUGGAAUGUGCAUUUGACGAGGCGGCGACGCGAGCGGUUGCGUGUGGAGGGGAUGGUGGUGGGGUUGGUAGUGGUGCUGGAACGUGAGCGGUGGCGUGGGGUGAUGAUGGCCUGGCGUGUCGAGAGGCAGCAGUGCGUGCGGUUUGUACUUUGGCUC
Aphanomyces invadans is the source of this 1222-nucleotide messenger RNA. RefSeq lists its product as hypothetical. Gene Ontology annotation, cellular component: DASH complex; mitotic spindle. The transcript is spliced from 4 exons. NCBI's taxonomy places the organism in Eukaryota, Oomycota, Saprolegniomycetes, Saprolegniales, Verrucalvaceae. The record is from RefSeq and is a predicted model, not a curated record. Gene Ontology annotation, biological process: attachment of spindle microtubules to kinetochore. Bases 6 to 677 code for a protein of 223 amino acids.